Dovyalis caffra is the source of this 1500-nucleotide messenger RNA. NCBI's taxonomy places the organism in Eukaryota, Viridiplantae, Streptophyta, Magnoliopsida, Malpighiales, Salicaceae. The record is from the annotation of a GenBank genome assembly.
AUGGUCAGGAUCACAAAGAAAGGAGGCGUUGACAUGUGGUGGUUGGGUUUUGUGGAUGGUGAGGUGAAUCAAAGAAGAUCAAGUUGGAUUGGUGAUCCAUCUAUUGUGAUUGGUGGUCAUCAGUUUGACUUGCAGUCCAUGAAAUUGGGUUUUAGCUCCUCAAUUUUGUCCAAAGGAACUCGUUGUGCCAGCUUCAAAUCUUCAACCAAAAAGGCAGCAGCUCUACCCCUCCAAACAUCAAUACAGAAAGACCAUUCCACCCGCCAAUAUAUCAUCACUGCAUACCUACAAACCCCUCUUAAGCUCACCAAAUUGCUCUUGGACCUUGGAGCUACAUACACCUGGGUGAAUUGCGACGAUUACAUUUCCUCUACUUACAAACAUGUCCCUUGUAAUAGUUCCAUCGCUAAUUUACUCGGCGCUUAUGCUUGCUUGGACCUUUGCGAUAGUCCUCCAAGUCCGAAUUGCGGUAACAACUCUUUCCUCCUCCUCCCUGAUAACCCUAUCAAACCUGUUGACUACAACAAAGUUAAUGGCCUAAACACUGCCCUCCUUGACUCUUUCGCCUUGCCCUCCGCUCAAGGUUCUCUAACUUUGAUCGAUAAUUUCAUCUUUUCCUGUGCUCGAACCGGUUUUCUCAAAGGCCUAGCUAAAGGUGUUACUGGCUUAGCCGCCUUAGGCCGCUCAAAUGUUUCUAUCCCAGUACAGAUUAAUAAACGCUUCUCUUCUUCUCCAAAUUGUUUUGCUAUUUGCUUGUCAGGAUCCAAGUCUCAACCUGGUGUUGCUCUUUUUGGCAGCAAAGGGCCUUAUAAUUUCUUGCCAGGAAUUGACCUCUCAAAAUCACUUGUUUACACUCCACUCAUUUUGAACCCGCUUGGAAAAGAUUCUGAUCCAAAUAACCUCAGACCCUCACCUGAAUAUUUCGUAGGGUUGACUUCCAUAAAAGUGAACGGAAAGAUGGUGGCACUGAACAAAUCCCUCUUAGCCAUAGAUGGUGAGACUGGUUCUGGGGGGACGAAGAUCAGCACUGUCGUGCCAUACACAAAGUUACAGAGUUCCAUUUACAAGGCUUUUACUCUGGCAUUCUUGAAGGAAGCAGCUUCCUCUGCUUUCAAUCUUACUACAACAAAAUCUGUUAAGCCAUUCAGUGUCUGCUACUCAGCGAGUGAUGUGAAGAAUACACAAACUGGACCUAAUGUGCCCAUAAUUGAUCUUGUGUUGCAUAGACAAGAUGUGGUUUGGAAGAUUUUUGGAUCAAAUUCUAUGGUAAGGAUUACAAAAAAGCGUGUUGAUCUUUGGUGCUUGGGUUUUGUCGAUGGUGGGGUCGAUCCAAAGGUAUCAAGUUGGAUCGGUGGUCCAUCUAUUGUCAUUGGUGGUCAACAGUUGGAGGAUAAUAUCCUACAAUUCGAUCUGCAGUCAAAGACAUUGGGUUUCAGUUCAUCAAUUUUGUCCAAAGGGACAAAUUGUGCCAACUUCAAUUUUUCUACCAAAAAAGUCUAA